AUGGCCGACGGCCUCAACCAAGCGCGAGCAAUGCGCGUCGCGGAGAUCAUGACCGACUACCGCAACAUCCAGACCUACAUCGCUUCCGUCCGCGCCAACCCAUCAUCAGAAGAGUACAACGAGGAUGGCUACGUCUUGCUGCGGAGAUGUGUGGCAGAAGCGCAGGCUCUUCUAUCGCAACCUUUCAAUGCUCAGACUAGCUCGACGGGAGAUGACGAGCAGACCAAGUCACAACUCAGACGCAUCAUCAUCGACGCCUCACUCCGACGCUUCAAAGUCCAGCGCAUCUACCUCCGCAUAACAGCAGCGCUCCGAUGGAUCAACUCCCGCUCUACGAUCCUGCAAGGCAAUAAGCCUUGCGCAAGACACGUGCCCGCUCUGCAGCAGAUCGGAAGUGCUCUCCGCACGGAGGUGGCCUCUGUCACGGAUCAGCGCGUCGAGCUCUCGCUGCGGUCUGCUGAUGUGCAGCAGGGUAAGUGGUUGGCUGAGGACCCGAGUCUGGCGACUUUGCAGCGGAUGGGCGGUGGGAGCGGGAGUGGACGGUGA
Molecule: messenger RNA, 546 nt
Organism: Saxophila tyrrhenica
Lineage: Eukaryota; Fungi; Ascomycota; Dothideomycetes; Mycosphaerellales; Extremaceae
Exons: 3
Coding region: 1-546 (181 amino acids)
Source: RefSeq, a predicted model, not a curated record